AUGCCUCCUCUACGAAAAGCGGAUCGAAGGAGAUCCGAACAACCGCCCAUGACCGAGAUGUCGACCGUGUCGAUGCAGUCCACAUUGAGACAAAGUCAAGAGUCAUUCCUUGAAAAGCCCACAUCAGUUCAUCCGGUAUAUGGAAGCUACAGAGAGAGCGUCGAGUCGCCGAGACUGUCGCGGAGACCAGGUUUAUCAGACCUCCACAACAGAACCCUCUCGGAUCUCAUGACUGAGAGCAUCGCGGACAGCUCUUUGGAACCUCCAAAUGGGGGUUAUCCGCCGUUUGCUCCUGGUCCACGCUCGACCUAUUCCGAGUCGCAGUCGCAGACGCGGAGCUCAUCUCCUUAUCCGGUACCGUCACCUUUCCGAAGUCAAGAAACAUUAAAACCCCUCGUCCCCGAUGCUCCCACGACGUACUUCAAGAAAGAUUGGGUUAAGGAAGGUUCCAUCGCUCAGCUCCAUUCGAGGGACGACAAAGAAUUCCUCUCAGGCAAGAAGAGAUGGCUUUUCCGUUGGAUAGCGCCGCUCCUCUGUCUGAUUUCCCUCUCGUUGUAUUGGUUCUACUUUGGCUUGCGUAUCGCCUUUAUCAUUGACGCCCAACACCACUACAAGUCGCCUUUCCCUCUUGCCUGGAUCUUCGUGGCCAUCGAAAUCUCCAUCGCGGUGCCAAUCUUCAUGCAGACCUUGUGGUCUUUAUUCAUCCUCAAGAAACGGCACCGACCAAAGUUGAGGCUUGUCGGUAAUGAGGUGCCUACCGUCGACGUCUUCAUCACGUGCUGUGGCGAGGACGACGAUCUGAUUCUCGACACGGUUCGCGCCGCUUGUGACUUGGAUUACCCUCAAGACCGAUUCCGUGUCGUUCUCCUCGACGACGGCAAGUCAGACGCACUCAAGCACGUGCUAGAAGAGAUGCGGGAGUCGUUUCCAAACGUCUUCUACAUGCGUCGUCCGAAAUUCCCUGGCGUCCCUCACCAUUUCAAGGCUGGCAAUCUGAACUAUGGCUUGGACGCGGUCCAGAGCUUGCCAGGCGGAUCCUCGGAAUUCAUGGCCGCUUUGGAUGCUGACAUGAUUCCUGAGCAACAGUGGUUGAGGGCUGUGCUCCCCCAUUUGUUGAUCGAUGAAAAAAUGGGUCUUGCUUGUCCACCGCAGCUAUUUUACAACGUCCCCAAAGACGACCCCCUCUGCCAAAGUCUCGAUUUCUUCGUUCACGUCUCAGAACCGGUGAAGGACGCUUUGGGAGUUGCGUGGUGCACAGGAUCUGGAUAUGUUGCUCGAACUGUCGCCCUCGCCCAGAUUGGCAAUUUUCCCUGCGGAUCGCUUGCGGAAGAUGUUGCUACUAGCACUCUGCUGCUUGGCUCUGGCUGGAAGACUGCCUUUGUCCACGAGGCGCUUCAGUUUGGCACUGUGCCUGAAGACUAUGGUGGGCAUCUCAAGCAACGUACGCGGUGGGCCAUUGGCACGGUCGAUACUGCCUUCAAGCUCAAAUUCUGCCUGUGGGGCGACAAGGUCAGGCAUAUGACUUUUGCGCAGCGGUCGUCCAGCUUCAUCUAUGCCUUCCUCAGCUUGUUCAACAUCUUCCUCACCCUCUCCAUCUUCGCCAUGCCCAUUGUCCUGAUCGCCAACAAGCCCCUCGUUGCGUACGCAAACGACACGCAACUACGGUGGCUGAUCCGCGCAUGUUUCGCUAACAUGGUGUUCAAUCGGCUGUGUGAGUUUGUCCUCUUCAUUCCCGCUGGUUAUGCCACCGGACAAAGAGGUAGCCGGUAUCAGCUCUGGAUGGCCCCAUACAUCUCUCUCACCAUCAUCCGAUCGUUUGUUCUGCCCACUUGGUUGGGCGGGCAACGACAAGCCUUCAAAGCCACCGGUUCGAUCAAGUCGGCGUUGAAUGAGCGAGACCCCAAACUGCGAGCACCCAUGUGGCGACGUAUCUGGACGAUCUGUGUCAAUUAUCUCGCCGGUUUCCACGUGGCAUACGUCUAUUUCGUCCUCGUCGCCGUCACCUUGUCAUCCUACCGAACUUUCCUAACCCAACAUACCCUGCGGGGCAAGCUUGUCGGCCUCUUGACCCACGCGUUCUGGCCCCCUCUUGCGUGGUUGAUCGUGUGCUCAUCCUUUUGGAUCCCUUUCACCUAUGCUUGUGACCCUCCCAACUGCCCAGAUCGAGAAGAACUCCUGAUCCGCGACCCGAAAACAAAUGUCGCACACCCGACACCAGAGGCGAAGAAGAUCGCAUUUGCUCCGCAGUCAGUUUUCUUUGAACUGGAAUAUUCCGUCACCACUGCUUUCACGGCGCUCGUGUUUGUGGCGGCGUUCUUUUACUGA
This is a messenger RNA of Fonsecaea erecta, 2325 nucleotides long. RefSeq lists its product as hypothetical. Bases 1 to 2325 code for a protein of 774 amino acids. Lineage: Eukaryota; Fungi; Ascomycota; Eurotiomycetes; Chaetothyriales; Herpotrichiellaceae. The transcript is spliced from 3 exons. The record is from RefSeq and is a predicted model, not a curated record.